GUGUCUCUAUGGUCUGUGUCCCUGGUCUGUGUCCCUGGUCUGUGUCUGUGGAAGAGGAGCCUGCACUCUUCUCUCUGUCGGUUUUACUUGGACAGACAUGAGUCGGAGCUCACCGAGGAGGUUCAGGUGUCCUCUGGAGCAGCUUCUCAACGCGUAGACGGAGCGGGAUCUGUGCGUCUCUGGAGGAUUACAAUCUGAACAUGUCCGCGGCCAUGGACGUGAGGAGAAACCCGGAGGUGAGUUGGCGGUUUGCAGACAAACAUGACUGCCAACAAGAGUUUGAAGGCUGCACCUCGUGCAGGAGGGGGUAAAACUCCCCGGGAACCCCCCGAAAGGUGCCGGGCUACAUCCCCGUGUCCUGUUCUCUCGGCCAGCCAGGGGCAGAGCCAGCAGCCAAUCGUCAGCGACAGUGAGAAGCAGAGUAGGUACGUCCGCACUGACGGCAGGUUCCUGGCACGUGCUGGCUGGAACAGCAAGACAGCAAGCCUGUGCAGUGGUACAUCUCUCACAGGUGAUAGUGACACCCAAGGUCGUCUCGUCAAGUCAAAGAGUAUCAGCUGCCUGGACAACAGGCUCUCCAUCUACAAGCCCACAGGUCAAACCAAGUCCUGUGAGGAAAGUCAGGGCAUCCAGGAGGAGAAGAACACACAAGGGGAUCUCUCUGCGGGAGGUGGACUUAAUGGUAGACCACUGAGCUGGAGCACACUCUCACUGGGACCUUCCUCAAACCAAAGCCACAAGCGUACCCUCUCUCUCACCCGUUCCGUAGCAGGUGUUCCCCCCACCACAAUCCGCAAAAAGAUCUCAGAAUGGGAGUGCAGAAGGGUGGCUCUGCCUAGGAUGAGCUUGUGUCUGGAUAAAAGAGGCGGAGAGCGUGUAGGGGGCAGUGAGGGCUGCCCGAGCCUGCUCUCGUCUCCCUGUAGUGAGAAGACUUUUGACUUUAAGGGGGUUCGCAGGAUGAGCACAGCAUUUUCUGAAUGCUCCUACACAGAGACAGAGGCGGAGGGAGGAGUUUCAGACAAAGACACCCUAGGUCGCUUCCAGAAAAGGAUAGGCAAGACAGAGUCGUCAGGAGCAUUUGCACGUUCCCUGUCUGCUCGGAAGGAGAAGUCAGCCGUCCUCAACAGGAUACAAAAGAUAGAGCAAGCCCUGAAGGAGAACCCCAGCUCCCCUCCACGUUACCUGAGCAACUGCUAUGCUCCAGACAAGACACGACAAAAGUCUUUUGUGAUUGGUGACGACUUGGACAGUACAUGCACAAGUAAACGCAGCAGCAUUUGCUCAGUGACCACUGAGCCAGAUGCUGUUUUGGUGCCGGAUAAGCUCUCGAAACUCAGAAAAAGGUUAAGUGUGAGCUCAGCUAGGUCCGAGAGCCCAGAACCACCCAGUCAACAGACCUCUGUUGGCACACCAGUCAACCCCUUACCUAAACCCAAACGCACUUUUGAGUACGAUGCCAAACGGGAGGAGAAGAGCGUGUCGCCAGUCAAUGGACUACCUCCAAACAGGGCCUCUGAGUCUCCACCUCCUUUACCCUCCACCCCUGCACCCACCAUGACGCGAAAGACCCAAGGGAGCCCUUCCACCAAAAUCCAGGACAGAGAGUCGUGUGAGUCAGAGGAUGCUGUGAGUCUACCGUCUUCAUAUCCAUCCUCACCUACAGAGAAUGGCACACUGACCGCAGACUCACCGAAACAACCCAAUUCCAAAAGCACUUUAGAGGAGAAUGCCUAUGAAGACAUAGUAGAAAAGGAGAACCCAUAUGAGGAUGUUGACCUGAAGCGGAAGGGUCGGAAGUCUUGCCUGUUAGAGAGCAACAGAUCUUGGACCACCCUAGACAGGAAGCUGAACUCUCCGCCUCAGUUGCCUUCCAAACCCAGUAGCCAGUCCCUUCGCCUACCUGGUCAGAGUGACAGGAAAAGCCACCGGAUGUCACAGUUUUCCAAACGCUACAGCCACAAUGAAAUGCUGCUUCAACCCCAGAUUAGUGUAACAUCUUCAAAAUGCGGCCUCUUGGAUGACAGUUUUUGUAGCACCGGCGACACACUUGCCUCGCAGAGGCACUGGAGGAUCCCCAAGCUGGUCCAGAGGAUCAACUCCAUUUACUGCACUAAACGUGGGAAGAAGAGACUAAAGAAGCUGUCCAUGUCCAAUGUGGAAACUGCAUCUCUGAGAGAUGACAACAGUGAGAGUGAGAGUGACUCCGAUGACAGGUUCAAAGCUCACACCCAAAGGCUAUUGAAACUGCAGUCUAUCCUUCGACGGGCCCCUAGCUACCGCACACUGGAGCUGCAGCUCAUUGAGUGGCAGGAGAGAGAGCUCUUCGAGUAUUUUGUGGUUGUUUCACUAAAAAAGAAACCCAGCAAAAACUCGUACUCCCCAGAGGUCACCUACCAGUUCCCCAAGCUAGAGAGGCCCACCAAGCAGAUGAGGGAGGCAGAACAGAGGCUCAAAGCUAUUCCCCAGUUCUGUUUCCCAGAUGCAAAAGACUGGAGUCCUGUCUCGGAGUACACCAGCGAGACCUUCUCCUUCAUGUUGACUGGAGAGGACGGCAGCAGGAGGUUCGGGUACUGCAGACGCCUGCUGCCGACAGGGAAGGGGCCGCGUCUUCCAGAGGUGUACUGUGUCAUCAGCAGGCUGGGCUGUUUCGACUUGUUCUCCACAAUCCUGGAUGAGGUAGAGAGGCGGAGAGGUGUCUCAGCAGCUCUGGUCUAUCCCUUCAUGAGGAGUCUGAUGGAGUCGCCCUUCCCUGCACCAGGAAAAAUUAUCAAAGUGAAGACCUUUCUGCCUGGAGCAGGAAAUGAGGUCAUCGAGCUGAGGCGGCCCACCGACUCCAGACUGGAGCAUGUGGACUUUGACAGUCUGUUCAGAUGCCUCAGCGUGCGGCAGGUGAUACGAGUCUUUGCCUCGCUGCUGCUGGAACGUAGAGUCAUCUUUGUGGCCGACAAACUCAGCACCCUGUCCAGCUGCAUGCACGCAGUGGUGGCGUUGCUUUACCCCUUCUCCUGGCAACACACCUUCAUCCCUGUGCUGCCAGGCUCCAUGUUGGAUAUUGUCUGCUGUCCCACUCCCUUCCUGGUGGGGCUGCUGUCCAGCUCGCUGCCUAAACUCAAAGAGUUGCCUGUAGAAGAGGCUUUGAUGGUGGACCUUGGAACUGACCGAUUCAUCCGACAGAUGGACGACGAGGCCUCACUGUUGCCGCGCAAACUUCAAGCGGCUCUUGAGCAAGCGCUGGAGCAGAGGAAUGACAUCAUCAGUCAGGACUCUGACAGCGAGUCAGACGAAGAGUAUAACUCCUUGAACAGCCUGGUGUCAGAGGCCUUCAUCCGCUUCUUUCUGGAGACCAUUGGCCAUUACUCACUGUUCAUCACUCAAAAUGAGCGUGGAGAGCGUGUUUUUCAAAGGGAGGCCUUCCGCAAGUCUGUGGCGUCCAAAAGCAUCCGUCGCUUCCUCGGCGUCUUCAUGGAGUCUCAGAUGUUUGCAGGGUUCAUUCAGGAUCGAGAGCUGAGGAAGACACGUGCUAAAGGGCUGUUUGAGCAGAGGGUGGAUCAGUAUCUGGAGGAGCUGCCAGACACAGAGCAGAGUGGAGUCAACAAGUUCCUGAAAGGCCUUGGAAAUAAAAUGAAGUUUCUCCACAAAAAGAACUGAGGACUCUUCCUCCAAACUGAAGACCUGAUGUCUCGAGUCUCUGCAUCAUGAUCAUUCUCCCAUUUUGUAAACGUGUACAUAUUAUUAUUUCACUGUAAACUGGCUGUGAUCCCCUUCAGUGUAUGUUUAUAGUGAAGGCAGGGCGGUACACAACGAGUGAGCUGUAGAUUAACCACUGUGCUUAUGAAGAGUGUUGUCAGAAUGUGUGAGUGUGUGUAACUUGAUAUGGGCAAAGAUGUACAGUUUGUAUAUGUAUUCUUUUACAUUCAUUCACAACAGUGUUGUCCUCUGUUUCAGGAGAGUAAAACUUAUUCCAAAACUGUACAUGCACCAAGACAAUGAAGAAAAUGAUUGUAACUCUUCAUAGAGUCUUUUGCAAUAUUUUAUUAAAAAUGGUAGUUAAAAUACAUCAAAUGCCUGACUGCACAGUGUUGAGCUCACUAACAUAUACACAGUAAAUAUUGUUUUUUCCAAGACCUGUUUCGACUCAUCUGCCGUCAUGAAUUAC
Molecule: messenger RNA, 4156 nt
Organism: Paralichthys olivaceus (Japanese flounder)
Lineage: Eukaryota; Metazoa; Chordata; Actinopteri; Pleuronectiformes; Paralichthyidae
Gene: dennd2b
Product: DENN domain containing 2B
Biological process (GO): positive regulation of ERK1 and ERK2 cascade
Source: RefSeq, a predicted model, not a curated record